AUGUACGCAUCUCGGACAGCCUGUUCAAGGUGCUCAUCACAGUUGCGAUCGGUUCCGGCCUCAGCCAAGCGGCUUGGGAGUGUAGCUUCGUAUUCAACCACAGCUGACAUUCCUGAUACACCCAGAACCAGGCCAAAGGCAGCUUCACAGUCAGCCAACACCGGCAGGGAGCCAAAGCAGUCACACAAUGGACCAAGAGUAGGAUUCAAUGCAUUCAAACACAAACAGAAGCCAGACCAGGACCCGGCAUUGGCACUGUUCAAGGAGAUCGUGAGCCGCGCCGAUCAUGAAGAGGCUGUCAGUGAGCCUAUGCCUGUUCUCACUGAGCUCGAAAUCAGCGCAAGACUCAAGGAAGUCAUGUCUAGAGGAUUCAACCCAGAUGAGCGCUACGGCAUCUUCCGCGACGAGAUCUGGCCGAGUAUCGUUGGACUUGAAGGCCAGCUCCCCAAGAAUAUCUACACAGCUGUAACCCAACUACUCGGCACUGAGUGUAAUCACAUGUUUCAAAAUGGUCUAUACAAGAACAGCCACGAUAUAGCUGAGAAGUACCGGGCAUUUGGGGACUACAGCCUCCGCCUACGAAACGAUCUCAUUCUCAACAUGUGCGCUAGGUUCUUACAACCCAAGAAUGCGUCCGGUGACCGCACCGCAAUGAGGGUGGAGAUUCUCAAAAUGUGGCAGCAUAUUUCUCAGCUCAAGCGACCCAGUGAAGCCAAUAAGGAGACACGUUUCGCACUACCCAGCGUCACAGAGGUGUUGAAGGAUGCAGAGUAUAGCAGGGAUGGCGCCCCAGCACAAGCAGGGACACAGGCAUCUCGAGCGCUGGCCUCUUUGUUUCUUCAGCUGCCGCCGCCCCAAGCCAUUGAAGUCAUCCCUUCACUACUGGCUACCCUCGCUAUCACUUCAGAUAACAGAUAUUCUGGCUCUGAAUACAAGACACAGUUGUCGCCCUUACUAAUACUUGUCCGAGCGGUGCUAUCCAAGCACAAAAUCAAACAGGCUGAUAUCGAUACUAUCGUGUCAGAAUCCUCAAAGAUUUCUCCCGAGACACUGACCACACUCAAGGAGUAUGUCACACAACAAUGGACUCUUGCAUUGGAUAUGAUCAUGGGUGAAUCUCACGCCUGGGUGAAAGCCUCAUCUCAGGGUCCAUAUCCGGGGGCAAGAAAUAAUCUCAACAACUUUCAUAAGCAAUUGCGAGCAGCUUAUAGGGCACGCAACAAAAGUGCCAUUGGAUCCGUCUGGGACGCUAUGUUAGGGGCCUUGCGCGACAACCCGGGCAUCAAACCCCAGCUGGCUCACGAUCGCGAAUUCCUCGAUUUUUGGAUCUUUGUGUGGUGUGCGAUCCGCCGUUAUCCAAGAGUUCAGGAGACUCUAGACCUAAUGCGCUCGCUUGACGUUGAGCCAACAGUCAGAACUUACACAAGCAUGAUGCACGGAUGGAAGAUGUGCAAGGAUAUUGGCAAGAUCGAGGCAUUAUGGGGUCAACUCGUCAAGUCUGGCAUGAAGCUCGACGCUGUCAUCUGGACUGAGCGUGUGUCGGCGCUUAUCGAGCUUGGUCAGCAUCAGAUGGGUCUACAGGCACUCGCGGAGUUGGUAGAAAACUGGCAACGUGCAGUCAAGCAAGGAACACAAUCCCAAGCUGUUGAGCCUACUAUCGAAGCCGUUAACGCUGCCUUCAAGAGUCUGUUAAAUGCAGACCCCAAGGCCGCACACGAUUUGUUGGCGUGGGCUGGAAGACAGGGUCUCGCUCCAAAUACUCGCACCUACAACAUCCUCAUUCGUGAGACGAUUCGCAUGGGCUAUCACAAGAACGUCGGCGAGCUCUUACAGUCCAUGCAGAAGGAGGGCAUCGAGCCUGACUCUGCUACCUUUACCAUUCUACUCGAGUCUGUUAUUGGGCGCAUGGAAGAUGCCAGUGCUGAGGAGCAAGUUGUCGCUAUCAAAGAAGUCUUCAGCCAUAUUGAACAAGCUGGACUCAAGCCUAAUCUCGAGACAUAUGGCAAGAUGCUUUACGCUCUUGAUGGUCUUCCCAACUGCUCCGACGAUGUUAUUUCAGCCUUGCAGCAACACAUGCGCAGCAACGGCUUCGGUUCUGUUUUGACACCUCACAUGAUUACUAUUCUGGUUGAGCGCGCCCUUCGUCAUGAUCCUCCCGAUAUCAACAAGAUCCGCACUCUGCUCAAAGACAACAAUCUAACAAAGGUGUCCAGCGGCGACCAGACCCUGUGGGAGCGAGUGAUGACCGCCCACGCCAUCGGUGGUAAUGUUCGAGAAGCCAUGUCAAUCUUUGACGAUCUCGCUAAUUCCGGUCGCCCUGUCACGUCGCUCUCGUGUCUCAAGGACCUGAUGCAAGCGCUUCUCGAGAAUGGAGACACGGAGUCGGCCAAGAGAGUCGUGGAUGUUGUUCUCAAGUAUAAGCUUCAUGAUAGGGAGAGCAAGAGUGCGAAUGAGAGAUACUGGAGACAUCAUUUCUGGUAUGUGGCUCAGCAUAAUGGUUUGAUAGACAGCCAGAAGUUGAGGCAGUAUGCGCGUUCAUAA
This is a messenger RNA of Fusarium fujikuroi IMI 58289, 2541 nucleotides long. RefSeq lists its product as uncharacterized. The coding region runs from base 1 to 2541 and encodes 846 amino acids. Gene Ontology annotation, molecular function: protein binding. The record is from RefSeq and is a predicted model, not a curated record. Lineage: Eukaryota; Fungi; Ascomycota; Sordariomycetes; Hypocreales; Nectriaceae. The transcript has a single exon.